Mya arenaria is the source of this 2443-nucleotide messenger RNA. RefSeq lists its product as uncharacterized. Lineage: Eukaryota; Metazoa; Mollusca; Bivalvia; Myida; Myidae. Gene Ontology annotation, molecular function: chitin binding. The transcript has 10 exons. The record is from RefSeq and is a predicted model, not a curated record. The coding region runs from base 98 to 1657 and encodes 519 amino acids. Gene Ontology annotation, cellular component: extracellular region.
GUGGACCAUUAUAAGAAUGGGGUUGUUUGACCAUUGAGUAAAUUAUAAAAAAAAUUGCUGGUAACAAAACAAAUCGAGGUGGCAGGACAUACUGAAUAUGGAAAUAAAAAGUAUAGUUAGAGGUUUGGUUUGGUUGGUGUAUGUUUUCAUCGCCAUUGUCCACGCGGAUGACGAAAACCAAGACACGCAUGCAAUCCAAGAUAGAGCUCCAAGUUGCAACAAAGUCGGCUAUCCGAACUUCCCAACCUAUUACAUCUUGGUCGACGGACUAUUCUGGCAAACCAUGGUAUGCCCUAACGGACAUCGCUUUCAUCAAGAUUCCUGCGCGUGCCUUCCAGAUCUAAAUAUCUUAAGAAAUCUUGUGGCAUUGCCAAGAACUAUACCGAAACACCCAAUAACACGAACGACAAUAACAACCACCACAACUACAACAACUCCACGACCGACAACAACCACCAUUACCACCAGCACACCACCACCAAUUACUUCUCCUACUACUACUACAACCAGUUCUACUACGAAAGCACCGACCACAACUCCUUGGCUACCAGCUAUCUGCGCGGGAUGUCGUUUUGAUGGAGGUAUAGGUUACACUAACCACAGGAUGGACUGUAACAAGUACGUCAUGUGCUACAAGAGCGGGAAGGCCAUACGAGGGGUGGAGAGGGACUGUGGGGUGGGGAAAUUCUGGGACCAGGCCCUCCUGACAUGCAGGGAGUCGAAGGAUGUGGUAUGCAGCACAGACAUUUGUAAGAACAAGCCAAGUGGAUACACGUAUGGUCAUGCAGAAAAUUGUCAAGCCUAUUGGGAGUGUUCAAACGGCGUUUCCAUUGGACACUGUUGCCCUGAUGGUCACGACUUUUCCGACACGGUCGGAUGCAAAUGGUCAACAACAUGCAAUGAUACAUGUGGAACAAAGCAUGUGGAUAUCGAAUGUGACAAGGAACCAGUUCCGGAUGAUGACCGGAAGUUCCGUCAGCGGUUGUCGGGUGGUAGGCACGCGGUGAUGUCGUGCGCGGCGGGUACCGUGUUCCGUUUAAGCACGUGCGAUUGUAGGUUUGCCGUCACGCCCCAGGUUUCACACGCAAACUGUAAAAAAGAAGUCGAAAUGCGCUUCAUUGACGAAAAACUCAAAGACAAUUCAGGGAACAACGUCUACAUCUACCAAGAUAAUGUAACCAUCAGCGAUGGUCAAGGUUGUUUCCAUGGAAACAGUGUUAUCGUAAUUUCCCGCUUUUCGAACGCGUAUAUUGGAAACGAACUGGAAAUUGUAGUCAAGUUUAGGCCUGGUUAUUUCGCAAACAAAGGUUUGCAGGCCAUUGUUUACAAUGGGGAUUGUGGUUUUACGCCUUCUAUUAUUGUGGCAACCGAUGGGUCAGACAUCGUCUUCAAACUAAGAAACGAGCAAAACUUGACUCAGACACUAGCACAACCAGUACCAAAGGGCAAGAGACCGACAGAAGCCAUAGAAGCAGUGUUUACUCUCCAUAGACAUCAAAUGCGGAUGUCAUCAGGUGGUAGCACCGUAUCCACGGUCUUUUUCGGCAACGUUGCCAGAAGCAAAUGCGGGUUGAAGCUUGGCUGGGGCGAAGAGUACCAAAGUUUCACAGGCUGUCUCAGUUACGUGAGUGUACACGUGACAUUUGCUUGGUUUUAGUAUGAUGUUAUAAUGUACUUGCCGUGAGUAAAAUGUGUCAUGUAUAUGCCGUAAGUAUAGACAUGAGCUUGCCGUGAUCAUACGCGUAACAUUUACUUGCAUGAAAAUCGAAGCAGUUUAGUAGUUGUAUACCUUUAAAUGUAUAUGAAAAAGGUUUUGACGUCUAACAAGCUUUCGAAAAGAUAUACAUACAGUGUGCCAAUUUCAAAUUACACAUCUUGUAGCAUCAUGACAUUCUUACAGUUUUGAAAAAAUAAAGAAACAUAAUUUUAUAUACAAAACCAUGUAUUUAACUGCAUAAAAAUGGUAAAUGCUGCUCUCGUUUUGAAAAAUAUGUACUUAUAAUGAAUUUUCUCGAAAGGAAAUAUUGUUUAUAACUGAUUUCUCCUUUAUGAAAGUAAUUAUUAUGUAGAUGUAAGUGUAUUCAGAUAUUUUUACCUUUCAAAACUGAACAUGCUUUUAUUUUUUCGCAGGUCUCAAUAGCGUUGUGUGUCAAAUGAGAUGUGAAGACAUCUGACGAAUAGAAAUCCUUCAUUAAAACAUUUCAUGCACGAGUAUCCUGAAAUUGCACACCUGCCCACGCCUGCCUUAACUGUGUGACUAUAUUAAAUUAUGUUAAUUGCGUUAAAUUGUAACAAGUAUUUCAAUGUCUCGAUUUGAUUUUUCGAUAUUUAUUAAUGAUUUUUUCCUUUAUUUACGCUGUUUUAUAAUCGUGUUUUUUUCAUCAAUUAUAUCUAUUUAAAAGUGAGCGUUCUUUGUAGUAUUAUAAGUAAUAAAAUACAAGAA